AACAGUAUCGUGAACGCUGGCCACGGCAGCAUGCGCGGGAAUUUGGUUUGUCGUUCGUUUUUCGAUUAUCCACGCUGUGGCAUUUUACUCGUCACUUGACGACUUGUUCAACGACGAUUUAAACGACUUCUCUUCUUCCUGUCACGUGUGCAUUCGUACUUAUAAUCGAAAGAACAAGAUAUUGAAGAAUCGUUACACUCGAUCCAUCUAUCCACGGUUUUAAAAGCAGCGGUCAUCGGAGUAUCGAUAGGAAUCAGAAGAGUCAAGUAAUCGGAUAAGAAGGCAGACUUUUGUUGGAGGAAUCCGUGAACCAAUAAUUUCACUUCCUGUCACGACAGCCUCUAACAGCACUAGGAUUCACCAGCAGGCAUGAUCGAAUGAUGGAGGUGAUCUCAACACGGCGAUACGAGGCUCGUCCACCGUCAGCGAGCGUUCCACCGAUUCUCAUCGACCCUGAGAAUUCCGUGGCUUUGGUCAAAGAAGAGGAAUGGGAGACUCGAAAGAAAAAAGAAAUAACGACCACCAGGCAGAUCGAGACGAGAGUGAAGCGACAGGUUGUACUCGAGGAUGGCGAGAUCGUGGUCGAUUCAGGGCCUCUGGUUACCACGAAUACUACCGAAGACGUCGAACAACAGGAGCAUACCACGCAAGAAAGACGAACAACCGGUGAUCAACCGCAUGAAGUUGAAUGGCCAACAGGUGGAAGAAACUCUGCCGAUGGUAGCAUUGUCCAGAAGGAAUUAAACGAGACGGUAGUGAGGAGUCGCGAGGAAAUCGAGGAGAGGCUGGAGACAGAAGAUCGUCAACAACUGGGAGAUAUCUCGGACGAGGCGUACCAGAAGGCUGUAAGAAGUAACCGGGGCGAUCUGAGAGUGGCCCUUGCUGAAUCUUCCAAGCAGUUGGCGUCUCAAACGGGUCCCAGGGUCGUUCAGCACACGACCAAGUCGAACAAGGUGAUCGACACUGAGAAAACCUUGGAAAAGAAGGAGCUUAAGGCCGAUGGAUUGAUCGUUACCGAGAGGAAACGAACGGUCGAGCAUGAGGAGAUUAAAGACAACGAGGUUCCCGAUGACGGAAGCGAUAUAAAUGGUGACGACGCGUCGGAGAAAAAAAAGGAAAGCUCGCAUAGGUUCGUCAAAAAGAGGGACGAGGACGUAGUGGACUAUAUCUCAGGUGGCGAGAGGGUCGCCCGUGAAAUGCGCUACGUCGCAGAGACCACCGAGGGAGAACGAAUCGGAGAUUGGACAUCAUCGCCUACAGCCAUGCGAACUACUCGUUUCCAUAAACAUUCUGGCUUUCCCGGAGAGAGCUUUCCAACGCGGAAGGACGUUUUAACGAAGAAACCACUGGAUUUUGAAGAGGAAGAUGAAGCGAGAAAGUUUGAAACGUCUAAAUGGUUGGAGAGCCAUUUCGGUAGCGAGUCGCGUUCUUCUCAUGGAUCCAUCGAUGCUGAUGACUCUCCUCUUCCAACUAGCGCAAAUACCAGUUACAUUAACAUUACUAUGAAGUCUUGCGCUCCCAAGGAACGGGAUUAUCAGAAUGUGAACUCUAAUCGACAUCAACGACGCAGUACUGGUCGUGAUUCAGCGUCACCUUCGGGAUAUUUUCACGGGAUAAGCGAGUGGUCUGAGAGAUACCAAGGGAAAGAGAGACAAAGUCAAGCAAGGACAAGUUCUCCGCAAUACGUCGAAGCAGUACAUACAAACGGAUAUGCUCAGGAUCAUUCAAGGAACCAAGGUGAAUCGACGUACUCGAAAACUUACGAAUCUGUUCUUCGUCGCGAACACCAAGAAUCGUUUGAUCGACCACGUACUCCACCAUCUCCACCUGUUCGACGAAGGUCGAAAGAACAGUGGAUAACGAGGUCCGAGGAAAAGACCGGUUCAAACGACCCGAUACCAGGUCGUACUACCAGCCCAGUUCACGUCGUACAAAGAACCUGGGAAAGUCGCAAUCGAAAUGUCCAAGAGCAGGCAGUGGAGCGAGAUAAUUGGAAGAAAUCAACGUCGAGAUCUCGAUCGACGUCACCCAUGCCAGAAUUGAAUUUACGCGAUAGUAAAAAAUCAACUGAAUUUUCGACUUCGACUCCUGCUCGUCCCGCGAAAAGUUCGGGACAUUCGAAAUAUAAGAUCGGCGAGUCUUUCAGGAAACUAGUAGGAAAAUUGCGCUCUGCUAGCAGCGAAAGGAAGAAUAAACGGUCUAAUAGCAGCUCUAUUUCUCAAUUGACUCAGACUGACGACAAUGGGCCGACCUACAUGCAGUACAAUGUGAUCGACAAAAACAUUCCUCUGAUAAACGAAAGGGACACCGAGGAAAAGCCUCCUGAAAGACCACCUAGGAAUCAUGCUACCAUGAACAAUAAUUCGAAUAAGAUCUCGAAAACAGCGAAAACUAGCGCCCAAGUGGUUCAAGAACAAUGGCAACGCAGCGAAUCAACGCCACCAUUGCACAGGUAUUACCUCGGAGAGGAUCCCUUCGGAGGAAGCAUCUACGGCCGUGAAAAAGGAUAUCGAGAUGGGAGAAAAUCUGGGAAACCACGUGGUAGAGCUACCGCUGAAACCGAGUACAGCGUCGCAUCCAGUUCACUUGGCAGGUUUAGCAAGUCAACCAGUCGGCUAGUCAACGAUCACGAGCGAGAGGAACAUUUUAGGAGCACUCAAACCUUGCCGAGGAACCUGCAUACAGGAGGACAAUACGUACGGUCGCAGACUUUAGCAAGACGCCAGCAACCGGUUUCUAAUGCGAUCAAAUUGGGAACGUCACACGCCAUCGUUCCGUCAUCGGCGAACCAGUCGCGUCAGUACGGAAGCAUGAUCAAUAUCUCCAUCAAGAACACGGUUACGUCGCCAAAGGUGGCGGUACCGACCAACGUUCAACCGCCGGCUAAGCCCGAACGAAGCUACAGAUCGUCGUUGUCACGUAGCAAGAGCUUUAACGUCGAAGCUGAUAGAAACGGCACUGACACGGCACCCCCCAAAAUACCGUACACAUCUAACUUGCAAUUAAAUAGAUUGGACGAGACGCCUCCGUUGAAGAGUCCCGGCAUUUUGGCCAGUAUCAGUCGUAGCAACAGGGAUUUGUUGAAAAGCAGCAGACACGAGUAUUGAAUAAUUUUCAUUAAGUCGAUUUAAGUUGUUCAGUUGGGAACUUUUUAAUAAUUUUAUAACGAACUGCUUUCUUCGAUAUAAUUGAAGUGGAAUCUAUUAUGCGAUUAUUAAUUAUCAUAUAUGAUUGUUUAAGAUUUUUUUUUUUUGUAUAGUGUAAAGUGUAGUAUAGUGAUAUUAAUAUUGUCCAUGUAUAUCGUGAGAGAUAGACACGUUUUGUAUGAAUCAACGAGAGCGUGUUUUCUUCUAAUAUUUUCAGACAGAUUCUUAUUACAGCACAGUUCAUGCGAGAUUUAUUUAACUUUUUUCACUUACGUAUUCAAUUACAAUCCAAGAUUACAUAUCAGGUUGGUAGAGGAGGAGAAUGAGAUAGCGAUAGCGAUUCAUGUUUAAGAAUAUGUGAUUGAAUGUCACGUUCAAUUUCGGCAUAUUUUAUUACUAUAUUAUAUUGAUACAAGGUGAAAUCACAAUUGUCCA
Bombus pascuorum is the source of this 3581-nucleotide messenger RNA. RefSeq lists its product as uncharacterized. The coding region runs from base 378 to 3107 and encodes 909 amino acids. The transcript has 12 exons. Lineage: Eukaryota; Metazoa; Arthropoda; Insecta; Hymenoptera; Apidae. The record is from RefSeq and is a predicted model, not a curated record.